This is a messenger RNA of Heterocephalus glaber (naked mole-rat), 2922 nucleotides long. The record is from RefSeq and is a predicted model, not a curated record. Lineage: Eukaryota; Metazoa; Chordata; Mammalia; Rodentia; Bathyergidae.
AUGUUCCGCACCGCAGUGAUGAUGGCGGCCAGCCUGGCAUUGACUGGGGCUGUGGUGGCACACGCCUACUACCUCAAACACCAGUUCUACCCCACGGUGGUGUACCUGACCAAGUCCAGCCCUAGCAUGGCAGUCCUGUACAUCCAGGCCUUCGUCCUUGUCUUCCUCUUGGGCAAGGUGAUGGGCAAGGUGUUCUUUGGGCAGCUGAGGGCAGCGGAGAUGGAGCACCUUCUGGAGCGUUCCUGGUAUGCCGUCACUGAGACGUGUCUGGCCUUCACCGUUUUUCGGGAUGACUUCAGUCCCCGCUUUGUUGCGCUCUUCACUCUCCUCCUCUUCCUCAAGUGUUUCCACUGGCUGGCUGAGGACCGUGUGGACUUUAUGGAACGAAGCCCUAAUAUCUCCUGGCUCUUUCACUGCCGCAUUGUCUCCCUCAUGUUCCUCCUGGGUAUCCUGGACUUCCUCUUCGUCAGCCACGCCUAUCACAGCAUCCUGACCCGUGGGGCCUCUGUGCAGCUGGUGUUUGGCUUUGAGUACGCCAUUCUGAUGACUAUGGUGCUUACCAUCUUCAUCAAGUAUGUGCUGCACUCUGUGGACCUCCAGAACGAGAAUCCCUGGGACAAUAAGGCCGUGUACAUGCUCUACACGGAGCUGUUCACAGGCUUCAUCAAGGUUCUGCUUUACAUGGCCUUUAUGACCAUCAUGAUCAAGGUUCACACUUUCCCGCUCUUUGCCAUCCGGCCCAUGUACCUGGCCAUGAGGCAGUUCAAGAAAGCUGUGACAGAUGCCAUCAUGUCACGACGAGCCAUCCGCAACAUGAACACACUGUAUCCAGAUGCCACCCCUGAGGAACUCCAGGCAAUGGACAAUGUCUGCAUCAUCUGCCGAGAAGAGAUGGUGACUGGUGCCAAGAGACUGCCCUGCAACCACAUCUUUCAUACCAGCUGCUUGCGCUCCUGGUUCCAGAGGCAGCAGACCUGCCCUACUUGCCGCAUGGAUGUCCUGCGGGCAUCACUGCCAGCCCAGUCACCACCACCCCCUGAGCCUGCGGAUCAGGGGCCACCCCCUGCCCCUCAUCCCCCACCACUCUUGCCUCAGCCCCCUAACUUCCCCCAGGGCCUCCUGCCUCCUUUUCCUCCAGGCAUGUUCCCCCUGUGGCCCCCCAUGGGCCCAUUCCCUCCUGUCCCACCUCCUCCAAGCUCAGGAGAGGCCUCGGCCCCUCCGUCCACCAGUGCAGCGGCCCUUUCUCGGCCUAGUGGAACAGCCACAACUAUAGCUGCCGGCAGCAGUGCCUCUGGCCCAGUGCCUGGCUCUGCCCCUGCCCCAGAGGCUGGCCCUGCCCCAGGCUUCCCCUUCCCUCCUCCCUGGAUGGGCAUGCCCCUGCCUCCACCCUUUGCCUUCCCCCCUAUGCCUGUGCCCCCUGCGGGCUUUGCUGGGCUGACCCCAGAGGAGCUUCGGGCUCUGGAAGGCCAUGAGCGACAGCACCUGGAGGCCCGGCUGCAGAGCCUGCGCAACAUCCACACGCUGCUGGACGCCGCCAUGCUGCAGAUCAACCAGUACCUCACUGUGCUAGCCUCCUUGGGGCCCCCCCGGCCUGCCACUUCAGUCAGCCCCACAGAAGAGACUGCUUCCACAGCAGUUGCUGCUGCCUCCAUCAGCACCCCCAGCUCUGAGGCCACCACACCAUCCCCAGAAGCCUCCUCACCAGCCCAGGAAACUGAAAAGCCUCCAGCUCCUGAGUCUGUGGGCACCGAGGAGCUACCUGAAGAUGGAGAGCCAGAUGCUGCAGAGCUCCGCCGGCGCCGGCUGCAAAAGCUCGAGUCCCCUGUUGCCCACUGACACUGCCCCAGCCCUGCCCUGCUCUCCUGAGCAGCCCUUGCUGGAACACAUCCUGCCACCAAGUGCCAGCUCCCUCUGUCUGACCAGGGAGUCGUAACCACAGCUCUGAGGAAGAGGAAGUGGCAUUCCUGAGGCCAGGUGGAAAAAAGGGCGUUUCCAGUUGGCCCCACUCCCAUGGGGAUGCUGGUCAGUUCCAGCUGUCCUCUCCACCUCUGUAGCACUCUGCUGUGCUAGGGCCCGGCCAGGACUAUGAAGGCAGAAGGUUCAGCCUCUAAGACCCUCUUCUUCCCCACCCUUUCUGGGGGAAGGGCAGCUCCUCUGAGCCCUACUGUGUGUGAGGGGGUCAUGCUGCAGUGCCGAACAGUAUUAGCUCCCAUUCCCAAGUGUGGAUCCCGGAAGGGCUGGAGGCAGGCCAAGAACUUGCUGCUGGCUUUCCUGCCAAGACUGGUACCAAUUUCCUCUUCAUACCUCCAUCUUCCCAGAAGCCCCUUGUGGUGGUAGCUGUGUCCCCAUGCCCUCUGGCAUUUCCACAUCUUACUGGCAACCACACAACUCAGGGAAAGGAGUGCCUGGGGGUGGGGGCAGGCAGGCAGCACUGAGGGACCCUGCCCCACCCCUCCCCCAGGCCCUUCCCCCUGCAGCUUCUCAGGUGAGGCUGAGCCACCUCACCCAGCAGCCACUGCCCAGCCACAACAGGGCUGAGGGCUGAUGUGCUGCUCCUCAACCACUGCAACCCAGAAUCCAAGAAGGCCACUGUUGAGCCUGCAGGACUUUUCUUGAGUCAGGAUUGGAGCUACUUCCUCACCGAGUGGCUUUUGGCUUAAAUCAGUCUUUUGAAUCUGAAUGCUUGACCCCAGAAAGGAGAAGCAGGGGUGCUGGCUCCUAGUUUUUCUAGUUUAGAACAGGCUCUGAGACAGAAAGGGAACAUGGGAGCUGAGGCCUGCCUGCCCCUGUCUUUCUUCCCCUCAGUUUUGUGUUACAAGAGUUGCUGGAGACAGUUUCAGAUGAUUAUUUAAUUUGUAAAUAUUGUACAAAUUUUAAUAGCUUAAAUUGUAUAUACAGCCAAAUAAAAACUUGCAUUAACAA